Messenger RNA from Exophiala bonariae, 519 nucleotides. RefSeq lists its product as uncharacterized. The record is from RefSeq and is a predicted model, not a curated record. The transcript is spliced from 2 exons. Lineage: Eukaryota; Fungi; Ascomycota; Eurotiomycetes; Chaetothyriales; Herpotrichiellaceae. Bases 1 to 519 code for a protein of 172 amino acids.
AUGGCUCCCAAGACUUCCGAUGAGGAUUUCAAAUUCAUCAUGACCUGCAUCAAACACUCUCCGCCGACCUCAAAGCCCGACUUCGACAAAGUCGCAAAGGAACUUGGUGCCAAGAGCGCUAACGCUUGCUAUCAUCGCCAUUGGGGAAUCAUGAAGAAGUGGGGAAUGGCAGGAGGUGGUGUCGGCCGUGCUCGCAGAGCUGGAGAUACCGGUAUUGGCGCCGGUGCCGCUGCUGGUGCUGGCACCACUAAAAAACCUCGUGGUGGCGGAACUAAGCGCAAGGCGAGUGAGAUGGCUGAUGCUACCGCGAGUGAAAACGGCUUGGGAUCGGCAUCAGACGAUGUGGAAGAAAAAUCUGUCAUCACCAAGGCCAGACCAAGCAAGAAGGCUGCUCCGAAGGGUAUCAAGACAGAGCCAAACGAUGACGAGGUCGAUUCUGGUCAGGUUGUUAUCAAGAAUGAGCACGUGGAUGAUGAGCAGUCUGUUGCUGAGGACGGAGUUGUGGAACCCGGUACCUGA